GAGCGGCUAACGACAGCCAUAUGUGCACGAUCGUAAGAAUAUCCUUCGCGUUUAUGUGAAAAAAAUUAAUGUCCCGGAUAUCGCUUGAUAGGAAUCAUCUUGGCACAGACAUGACAGACAAGCAAACAGUUCCCUAGUUUGCGUUCAGUAGGGAAGUGAGUUGACCCAAGAUCAGGAUGGCAGAAAAGCCAGUCAAGACCGGCUCCAAGGUGGAGAUCAUAGGAAAGGGCUUGCAUGGCAAGGUGGCGUUUGUGGGCGUGACUGCCUUUGCAUCAGGCAAGUGGAUUGGGGUUGUUCUCGACGAACCCAAGGGAAAGAACAAUGGAAUCGUCCAAGGCAAAAAAUACUUCAGUUGCCCGGACAACCACGGGAUAUUCGUACGCCAGUCGCAAAUCACCGUAGAGGAGUCUCCCCCAGGCAGUGGGACAGCGUCCCCAGGAACUGCCUCGCCUGCCCCCACUGGCAUACCCAAGGCAGACAAGUUGUCUCCGUCUGGGAAGAAGCAGCCAGCAAGCACGUCAAUUAAGUCCAGCGAAUCACCGGCGGAGAAAUCGUUGUCCGUCCGUCGUAUCGCCAAAUACUCCCCCGCACGGCGAUCCACAGAGGGUUUGUCGAGAUCCCGUGUGGAGAGCCCCAUCACUGAUGCCCCUUCAACGCCUUCCUCUCGCCUUCCUCAGCCCCCCACAGCCGGUAGGCCAGCCAUCAGUGGCGGCGAUGCUCAGAGCUCAGAGCAGGUGGGCUCACUGAAGCUGGAGGUGCAGGAUCUGAAGGAGAAGUUGGAGACGCUGAGGAUCAAGCGAGCCGAGGACAAGAUGAAGCUGAAAGAAGCCGAGAAGAUGAAGAUACAGCUGGCGCAGUUGGCCGAAUUCAAAGCCAAGAUGAUCGAAGCCAAGAACGACCUGGAGAGACAGCUUCAGGAAGCCAAAAAGGAAGCUCGCGAGGCAACAGAGGCUCGUGAACGAUACCAAGAGGAGAUGUCGGAAGUGGCCGAGACUAUCGAGAUGGCAACUCUGGACAAGGAAAUGGCCGAGGAAAAAUGUGACUCUCUUCAAGCAGAGGUGGACACCCUGAAGGAGAAAGUUGAGGAGUUGACCCUUGACCUCGAACUACUCCGGGGAGAGAUCGAACAAGGAGGAACGGAUGGUGCCUCAGCCAAUUACCAGUUGAAACAGAUGGAGCAGCAAAAUGCACGUCUUAAAGAAGCACUGGUCAAAUUGCGAGAUUUGUCUAAUGCCGAGAAGCACGAGCACCAGAAAGCUCUGAAGGACAAGGACAAGAUCGUAGCGGAACUCAAGGAGACGAAGGCGCAGAAGGAAAGUGCUAACAAAGCCCUCAAGGACGCCGAGAACCAAAUCAUUGAACUUAAAGAACAAGUGGAUGCUGCUCUUGGCGCCGAGGGCAUGGUAGAGACAUUGACCGACAGGAACCUGGAACUGGAGGAACAACUCCAGGAUUUGCAGACCACCGUCGCGGACCUGGAAUCACUGAAUGAGAUGAAUGAGGAGCUGCAGGAGAAUGCCCGUGAGACGGAGCUGGAGCUGCGGGAGGAGGCAGACAUGCAGCGCAGCAAGGUGGCGGAGUACCAGCGCCGGAUAGAGGCCAUGAAGGAAGCCGCCUCAGACAGCCAGGAGACCAUCGCCAAGUUCCGCCAGCUGACUGCAUCCCUGCAGGAGAAGAACCGUGACCUAAUCAGUCAGCAGCAGAGCGCUGCUGUCUCCCAGGAUGCCGCAGCGGACAUGCCCACGUUCGACUUCAAGGCUAAGUUUCUGGAGACCAAAGUUCAGGCUAAGGCUGUUGAGGUUGACUUGUACAAGCUGCGCAUCGACCAGGCAAACCAGCACAUCGAUUAUCUCUGCUCCUUCAUGCCUGAUCAAUUCCUGCGCCGCGGAGGUGAUCAUGACUGUGUUCAAGUCCUGCUUCUUAUCUCCAGAAUGCUGGCCAAGUCGGAUCUCCUCGUCAACCAGCUCAAAGAAAGGGCUGAGAUUCCGGAGACCAUGAACCGUGAGGAAGUCCUGCGCAAUAACAAAGGGGAACAGCUAGCCUUCACCAACUUUCUGAUCUUCACCAUGUCCCAACUACAGGCCAUCCUCACCAAAUAUCAGAUUGCUCUGACUAACUGCAACGUGGCACUGCUCUGUAAGAUUGGCACCCUGUAUCCUGAGAUGUCACCGCACGAGACGGCCCUGGAUUACCUGAUUGAUCUAUUCCGCAAGGACCAGUUGGACGAGACAACCUCUCUGGAAUCCCUCAUGAAGGCCAUCGGGUUCUUCACCCAUCUCUACAACGUUCACCUGUCCCAGGAGAACGUGGAUCAGACCCUGCUGAUGGCCGACAGCGUGCGGCUGGUGUCCUCCGCCACAGACAUCGUUGGCCUGGAAAUCAAGAAGCUUCGAGUUCUGAUGCAGGCGAUGCAGGAAACCAGUGAUUUCUCGAUUCUGCUGAAGGAUUUGGAGGGAACCAACGCAGACCUCAAAACCUUUGCGCGCAUGAUUCGCCGGCGAUUACCCCAGGUUGAAGGCAGUGACGGGCCCACCCCAGGCCCACAGGCCCUCGUCUACGGAGGAGACGUGCAAAGCUCUUUGACUGAGUGCUGCGAGCACCUAAUCACCUUAGUGGCUGGACUGCGCGACCUCGGACAAGGUGCCAUGAAGGUUGCCGGCUCCUUGGCAGAUGCCUCUGACAAAGAGAAGAGAAAGAAGCAGGGCGGUAAGGAAGAUGCGGAAGGCAUCCCUGUGGCAAGGUUGGAGGAGAUUGCGGAGAGGGCAUCCGAUUUGGCAUACGGCAAGCAGGACAAAGGACCCUACCAGAGCUUCAGGGAGUCACUGGUCAGAGCCAUGGUCAUCAUGAGCAAGAUCAGCCAGGCAGUGCAGGAGGGAGAGUACGACUCCAACGUCCCCAUGGACAAGAUUCAGCCUCCCAUAGCUCGGCGUGCUAUUAAGGUCAAGUCGGAGAUCUGUGACUCGGAAGGCUUGGGUCACAAACUGGAGCUGAAAGACAGUGAGAUCAAAGACCUAAAACGACAGCUGAAACUCAAGCAAGAGGAGGUGAGCGCCAAUGCCGUCCGCCUGGGCCUGGUGGAAAAGAAGCUGGAGAAUGCCAGCCGAGACGGAGAGGACAAAGUAGGCAAAGUGGAGAGAGAGCUGGCCCAGCAGCACGACCUGCUCAAGAAGAAAGAGAGGGAGUUUGAGGACACGCUGGACCACAUGCAGUCGGACAUCGACGCCCUGGAACGGGAGAAGCUGGAACUGAAGCAACGCCUGACGCAGGUGUCCAAGAAGGCGCUGUUUGAGAGCCUGACCAGCAAGACGGCGCCCUCGGGGAUCGCGGCGGUCGUGGCCGGGGCAGCCGGAGGCAACCAGGGGGGUACUUCACCAACAAGUCCCACAGGGGGCGGCGUGCCCCUGGGUAGCCAGGUUGUCAUCAAGGAUUCGCCCAUGCUUGUACAGCAGAUUGAGUCGUUGAAGCAUGCUCUCUGUAAAGUGAAGGGAGAGAACGUGCGCCUCAAGUCUGCUGAAAUGAAGCGGAUCAUGGACACCCUGCCUCCGCUCCACGUGCCCAAGAAGCCGACCGGUCUUGCCAGCCCCACGGGCUUCGUGGCCCUGGUACCAUCCACGGAGGAGCCUAGCGAGGCAGCACCAGCAGAUGGUGGUACUGCUGCUGCGCCCAAACCACCUGUGGCCAGCGUGGACGCACAGAUGGACGUGACCCUCCUGGCCAGGAGAACCAGAAAGCUGCUUCAGGAGUUGCACCACUUGAGUGCCAGCCCCAAAGUGGUUGACAUCACUCAACGCAAGCCUGGCAUGGUUCCAGCCAUCGACAAAGCCAUGCCCAUCCACCAACUUGUAGACAGGAUGGCCAACAUGCAGCAACUGAAGACGAGCAUAGCGCAGCUCCAGAACGAGAUGCAAGCACUGCUGUCCAGCCAGCGACCGGGCGCCCAGGCCAAGACUGAUUUCUCGGUCUUCCCGUCAGCCGACUUCUCCAAGGUACAGACCGAGAAGACUGGUGCCCCACGCGUCGGCAAGCUCUCUAUCCCCGUCAGCGGUGACCAGCAGCCUUGUAGCUACUCAGUCAGCCUACAGCAGUCCCAGCUGCGACGGGUCCAUGCCCAGCUCAUGGCCUGAGGGGGUAGGAGCAGUGUGGAACCGAACGUGGGAACCCGCCAGCAUGCGGCCAUCUUGUGUCCAGUUUCCCGCCCUCAGCUGCACGACAGAGCUAUCUGUGAGGUGGGUGAUUGUACCACAGGCAAACUAGUUGUGUCGUUGCCCUGCUUCUGUCCCUGUAGACGUAACGGCAAUGAUAGCAGCCACUCUAUGUAUCCGAUCUAGUAACUUUGCUUUUAGGACUAUCCAUUGUUGUCAACAUUUUAAUAAAGGUCAUGAAGUGAAAACUUCGACCAUCAUUCGGCAAAAGUCACCCGACCCCUCUGCCGACAUGUAGCCUGGUUCACAAAUUGGGCUUGCGUAACUGCAAUGAGCUUCUUCUGUUUCAAACACACCUGUCCCUUUUUUUGUCAUUCGUAGAAAUGCUGCAACAUCUCUGUAAGGGUUAGGAUGUUGAUAGUGGGAAAAAGACAUUACUGUCUGAUAGCGUCUGCUCUUCCAGCAUUUAUUGUCAUUUCACAAAAGCCUUCAUUAAAGGUCGGUUCAUUCAGGCACAUGCGGAAGCGAAGCGAAUUUGAAGGUCACAUAAAAGUUGCAGUGAAAUUUCGCACCGUUGAAAUGUGUUCAACUUUUGCAAAUUCGCAGCCUGAAUAUUUGAUCUGACGUCAUAAAUUCACAUUCGUUUUCACUUUUUUCACUCAAAGUGUGAACCGGCCUUUGCGGCAACUGGUAGAACAUUGGAUACUUCAGAUUGUACUGUUGUACACUGCGUCUUAUUCUGUAAAACUGACUAUUCACAAAGACUAUGAUGGAAAUUGUUGGCAACUAUGGAUACGCUUGGAGAACUAGUAAAGCUCCACGAAGCAACUCUUAUUAGCGUGACCUUAUAGUAAAUAUUUGUCUAACAUACAUAAAUCUGCAAAGAUCACUUGUUUCAAUGAAACUCUAAAACUGAAUUUUUUGGGAGAGUGAUUAAUUUAACCCUUUUGGGAAAUUUGAGAUUUUUUUAACAAACAGGUAUGCGGGAUAUUUGAUUUUUUUUUUAAGCAGCAGUUGAUGGAGGGAUGGUAUACAAGAUUUGUACAAUUAUGGAAUUUAUUCCUAGUUUGAUGAGGAAGAUUUGAAUUGAUUUCAAGAUGUACCAACACAAAUAUUUCCAUGGUUCUACACAUUAACAGCUUACAAUUAGUUGUAACACAUGUAGUACCACAAAAUCAUUCCUUUUGUUUUAUUGACCUUUAUAAAAAAAAUCCAAUUUUUUUUUGGUGGGUUCAGGGUAUCUAGGACUGCAUCUGAAUCGCUUGUCUAGGUCUAGGUCUUCACUCCAUUAGAAAUGCAUGAAGACGCGUAGACAAUAGACCUAGCCGUAGCUCUGGAAGCCUGUUUUGGACAUGGCCUGCGUUUUCAGUUAAAACAUUUUGAAGUUUGGAAAUCCAGUUGUUUUGCUCUGUCAAAGAUUUUGGGUUCAAAGGUACUUAUAAUUUUAAGUAUUAAAUUAUUAACACGUUAAAUUUAAAAUAUUACAGGUCGUGGCAUAUCGUAGAAUUUGAAUGAGAAAUUGAUCUGUCUGCAUUAAAAAGCUUUUCUGGUUUAGUGCAAUACACUGAUGUGUGCAUGGAAACAAAAAAUAAAGUCUGUGUAGUAAAACAAGAUAGUAAAGAUGUCAUUUUCAAGCAGGUUUGUUGAAUUGUUGAAUAAUUUAAAGCCCACUCAUACGGGCUCUGUGCUCAUUUACCUCCCCCUGACACCGGUGAGGAGAAAGCCAGGGCUGCCAUGCAAGCACUACUGCCCUCGUUAGUCCAGCGCCUACACUACACAACCCUUGUGGCAUUGCACACGUGCAGAUCACAUGCACCCUGCCAAGUAAAAGCACUAAGCAUGUGCUGUGUCUGGCAGGGUCAGGGCUAAUGCCAAGUUUUGAAACGUCCAAGCAAAUUGUCAGUCUGCAUGUCAUGGCAAAGGUUACUGUUGCGAAAUAACUGUUGACAUCAUAAUUCAAUGUGCUUUCAUGUGAAUCACACACUGGCUGUUUCAAUAGAAUAAUUACAAGUUAACCACCUGUGAAACACAUUUAUGUCUUUCCGGGUAAUAAUGAAAAAUCACUGUCUGAAUAAAUGGAUACGCUUAUGGUGAAAUUUAAAAAAGAAAA
Messenger RNA from Acanthaster planci (crown-of-thorns starfish), 6252 nucleotides. It is a transcript of the gene dctn1, whose product is annotated as dynactin subunit 1. The record is from RefSeq and is a predicted model, not a curated record. Lineage: Eukaryota; Metazoa; Echinodermata; Asteroidea; Valvatida; Acanthasteridae. Gene Ontology annotation, biological process: nuclear migration; establishment of mitotic spindle orientation. Gene Ontology annotation, cellular component: microtubule associated complex; kinetochore; axon.